This is a messenger RNA of Schistocerca cancellata (South American locust), 1041 nucleotides long. RefSeq names its product keratin-associated protein 10-10-like. Bases 1 to 1041 code for a protein of 346 amino acids. NCBI's taxonomy places the organism in Eukaryota, Metazoa, Arthropoda, Insecta, Orthoptera, Acrididae. The record is from RefSeq and is a predicted model, not a curated record. The transcript has a single exon.
AUGCCCGACUGUUGCUUCCUGCAGGACUGCUGCAUCGUGCCCGACUGGUGCUUCAUGCAGGACUGCUGCUUUGUGCCCAACAGCUACUUCGUGCGGGACUGCUGCUUCGUGCCAGACCCUUGCUUCGCGCAGGACUGCUGCUCCGUGCCUGACUGCUGCUUCGUGCGGGACUGCUGCUCUAUGCCUGACUGCUGCUUCGUGCGGGACUGGUGCUUCGUGCUCGAGUGCUGCUUCGUGCGGGACUGCUGCUUCAUACCAGACUGUUGUUUCGUGUGGGACUGCUGCUUCGUGCACAACUGCUGCUUCGUGUGGGACUGCUGCUCCAUGCCUGACUGCUCCUUCAAGCGGGACUGCUACUUCAUGCCCAACUGCUGCUUCGUGCGGGACUGCUGCUUCAUGCCCGACUGUUACUACAUGCGGGACUGCUGCUUCGUGCCCGACUGCUGGUUCAUGCGGGACUGCUGCUUCGUGCGGGACUGCUGCUUCGUGCCCAACUGCUACUUAGUACGGGACUGGUGCUUCGUGCCCGACUGUUGCUUCGUGUGGGACUGCCGGUCCGUGAUCGACUGCUGCUCCCCACCCGACUGCUGCUUCGUGCGGGACUGCUGCGUCGUGCCCGACUGCUGCUUCGUGCGGGACAGCUGCCUCGUGCCGGACUGCUGCUUCGUGCGGGACUGCUGCUUCGUGCCCGACUGUUGCUUCGUGCGGGACAGCUGCUUCGUGCCCGACUGCUGCUACGUGCAAGACUGCUGCUUCGUGCCCGACUGCUGCUUCGUGCGGGACUGCUGCUACGUGCCGGACUGCUGCUUGGUGUGGGACUGCUGCUCCAUGCCCGACUGCUGCUUCGUGCGGGACUGCUGCUCUGUGCCCGACUGCUGCUUCAUGCGAGACUGCUGCACCGUGCGGGACUGCUUCUUUGUGCGGGACGGCUGUUUUGUGCCCGACUUCUGCUUCAUGCGGGACUGCUGCUUCGUGCCCGACUGUUGUCCCGUCCGGGACUGCUGCUUCGUGCGGGACGUCUGUUUCGUGCCCGACUGCUGA